Molecule: messenger RNA, 330 nt
Organism: Acanthoscelides obtectus
Lineage: Eukaryota; Metazoa; Arthropoda; Insecta; Coleoptera; Chrysomelidae
Source: the annotation of a GenBank genome assembly
AUGGACCAGAGGGUCAUUCGUGGGCUUCCGAGAGAGAUGUCAGUCAAUGACAUCAAAGAGGAUCUAGUGAGCCAAGGCAUCGCAGACGCCGAGGUUCAGCAGAUGACCUCAAGGACCACAAAGAAGCCACUUCCGCUCUUCCUCGUCAAGACGAAGAUGCCGGAAAAGCUUGCAGAGAUCCAGAGGCUGGCCAUGCUCACGGUCGGCUUCGAGAGGAAGAAAAUGUCUUCCGAGCCCAGCCAAUGUUACCGCUGCCAGCGGUACGGGCACACACAGCGGAACUGUCGUCUCGCUGAACGUUUUAGACAAUGUCCACAUAAUGCUUGCUGA